Iphiclides podalirius (scarce swallowtail) is the source of this 3210-nucleotide messenger RNA. The record is from the annotation of a GenBank genome assembly. NCBI's taxonomy places the organism in Eukaryota, Metazoa, Arthropoda, Insecta, Lepidoptera, Papilionidae.
AUGUACGCUCCAGAUCAUCUUAGGAGGAAAGAAGUCAGAGAUGUUAUGUACCGCAGCAAUUCGAGCCUUGACUUGAUAUACACCGACCAUCAAUCAGGAAAUGGUUUACGACGCGAAUAUGGAAGCCAUGGUUCUAUUGACGUGAUUGGUGGCACUAGUGAAAGAUUACCAGCAAUGGUACAUAAUUACAGCGGUGUUUCAACGCCGGACAAGCCCCCCGGAUUGGGUCGUGCAGCUGACCGCUUGGCUGAAGUAUUGGCCAGCGAUCAUGCUGAUGGACCAACACCAAGGUCUAGUAUUAGCCCUAAGCCUCGUCUCAAGCUUAAUAAGCUAUGGGGCGGGGCAACACCUGUUCUACCACGUCAACCUCUAGACGACGGUGCAAUUAAUUCAUCUGUCACGGAGGAAGCCAAGAAAAAACAGUUUGCACAUUAUGACUGCCAGUCAUUGAUGGCAAAUUUAAGUUAUGCAGCUGAAAUUCGUGGGGCAUUAUUAAGCAGACGUCGCAACACAACUACUGGAGCAUCAGCAGCAUCACUACUAGCAACUCGUGGUUUGCCAGCUGGAGAAGAUUCAAUACCAGACACUGGUGACGGGCGGUCUAAUGAGCUGCUUGAAAGUUGUCCUUUUUUCAGAAAUGAAUUAGGUGGUGAAGAAGAGCGUUGUAUUUCUUUAUGCUCACGAACAGCCCGUGGUGCUAUACCAGGGCAAUAUGGAGGAUGGCACAGGCCCCGUGCAGCUUAUGGUUUUUCAGUCUUAGAGUUUCCUCCAGGACAAACACAUUGGCGACAAGGUUGUCCAUUCACAAGAUCUCUUGCUCCUUUGCCUGUGGAAAGCCAAGACCUUGGAGCACUAUAUUAUAGAAAUUAUUUUUACACCCAAUUGCUAGAAGACGCUUUACCCACUGCCAAACCCAGCAACAAUAGUGCUACAUAUAAUACCAAAGAUGUUUUGGAAUAUAUUGCUCCGGAAAUACAACUAAGCUGUUUAAGACUAGGCAUUACGAAUAGUGGCGCAGAAGAACAGUUGCUGCGUUUAGACGAACAAUGCGUUACCAGACAUUACAAAGUUGGAGUGAUGUACUGCAAAAGUGGACAGUCAACAGAAGAAGAGAUGUAUAACAACCAGGAGGCCGGUCCGGCAUUUGUGGAGUUUCUCCAAAUGUUAGGACAGACUGUUAGAUUAAAAGACUUUGACAAAUACAAAGCAGGGCUAGACAAUCGGACUGAUUCCACAGGACUUUACUCUGUAUACACAACAUACCAAGGCUGUGAAAUAAUGUUUCAUGUGUCCACAAUGCUUCCCUAUACGCCAAACAACAGGCAGCAACUGUUGAGGAAACGGCAUAUUGGCAAUGACAUUGUCACAAUAGUCUUCCAGGAGCCUGGGGCUGCACCAUUCACGCCUAGAAAUAUUCGAUCUCAGUUCCAACAUGUUUUUGUAGUUGUAAGGGUUAUUGAUCCGUGUACGGAAAAUACACAUUAUAGCAUAGCUGUGAGUCGUGCUAAAGAAGUGCCUUUAUUUGGACCUCCAAUAAAAGAUGGCGCCGUAUAUCCGAAAGGCGAUUCUUUUACUGAUUUGCUACUUAGUAAGAUAAUAAAUGGUGAGAAUGCAGCUAUUCAAUCGCCGAAGUUUAGUACUAUGGCAACGCGCACACGUCAAGAGUACCUGAAAGAUUUAGCCAAGAACUAUGUUACGGCGACUACUGUUGAAAGUGGCCAGAAAUUCUCAAUCUUCUCAUCAUUACUGAUGAAAAGUGGGAACAACUCUAAUAGCAACUCACUUAUUCCUCGUCUCGACAACUGCGCAAACGACGUUCUAGUUGGAGGUGCCUUGUGCUUCCAUGUUCAAGUUCAGGAUGAAGGGGCUGGUGGUUCUUUACUCGACUGCAUCAUGGGGGUGUCUGCCGACAGUAUAGUACUCAUAGAGGAUAGUUCUCGGCAGAUUGUUUUAGUCUUACCUACCAAUACAUUGCUUGGUUGGGUCGUGAGCGGCGGCUGGAGCCGCGUGUACUACCACCGGGGCGAGAGCGUGCGCGUGAGGGGCGCUCCGGACGCCCUCUUGCGGCGGCUCGCGAGCGUCGCCCCCCCGCACGCGCACGCGCUCAACGAGAUCACGCUGGAGCGGGGCCAGGCGGCGCAGCUGGGUUUCCACGUGCAGCCGGACGGGCUCGUGACGGCGGUGGAGGGAGGGGGGUGUGCGGCGCGCGCAGGGGUGAGGAGGGGGGCUCGCCUGUUGGAGGUGUGCCGCGCCGCAGUCGUCGCGCUUCACCACGACCAGCUCGUCGACCUCCUCAAGACCUCCGACCCUGUCACCGUGACGGUGACGUUCGCGACGAGCGCGCGCUGCGGCUGCGAGGCGGCGGGCGAGGAGUGGGCGGCGGCGACGGCGCGCGCCGACGCGCAGCAGCCGGGCCGCGCGCGCCGCCACGACCGCCACUCGCCGCCGCGCUCCGACAGCUCCGGAUACGGCACCGGCGGGUCGGGGCGCAGCGUGCGCCGCUCCCCGCAGACGUCGCCGGUGUCGGAGAGCGCGCGCCGCUCUGAGCCGCGGCACGCGCGCCGCCCCCGCUCCUCGCCCGCCGCCGCCGUCGUGCCCGCCGCCAGCGCUACGGCCGCGCCGCAGACUAAUUCUCUCACGGAGGAAUUGAUGCGUUUGAUGGACGCGGAGUUGGGCGAGAGUGGGUCCCGCGGCCCGCCGCUGCCCCUCCCCGAUGCGACGGCCCUGGACUGGGCCGCGUUAGUUCACACUGCUACGAGGGCAAUGCUCCAGAUUUGUGAAGAACAUAACUAUCCAUCAAUGGAUAAUAUGGAGCCCUUGGAGAAUGCUACUAACGAACCUAUACAAGAUUCAUGGCACGAGACACCUGUAUCCGAAACGUCGUUGUCCACCGUGACGUCGAUGAGCCCCAGCGGCGCGUCCAGUGCCGGGAGCGUGGUCACAAGCGGGGCGACGAGCGGAGCGGCUGGAGGAGCGAUUAGCGGGAACAACUGCGCGGUUGGAAACGGGACGGCUUGCGGCUGCGGACUCGCCGCCCGCGUUGCCGCUUUGGAAGCGGAAUCGGCGAGCGCCCAGCGGCAGAACAACCAGCUGGAGGAAGAGGUACGACGUUUGAGACGUCACAACGCCCGCUUACGGGAGGAAUCUGCAAGAGCCGUUUGGCAACUACGUCAUUUCACCCAGUGGCUUAAGAGAACCGUCGACAGACAG